Messenger RNA from Populus trichocarpa (black cottonwood), 2072 nucleotides. RefSeq names its product laccase-7. Gene Ontology annotation, biological process: lignin catabolic process. The coding region runs from base 101 to 1789 and encodes 562 amino acids. Gene Ontology annotation, molecular function: hydroquinone:oxygen oxidoreductase activity; copper ion binding. NCBI's taxonomy places the organism in Eukaryota, Viridiplantae, Streptophyta, Magnoliopsida, Malpighiales, Salicaceae. The record is from RefSeq and is a predicted model, not a curated record. Gene Ontology annotation, cellular component: apoplast. The transcript has 5 exons.
AGAUAUCGAAAUUGCACCAACAAACAUUUGCUAAAGCCACUUUUUUAUAAAUUAGAGCUUCUCUCCAUUCAUUCAUAGCAGUACUCUUCUCUCUUCAAACAUGUUACGUCUUCUGUUUUGGUUAACAUGUGCUCUGGUUCUUCUAGCUUCUUCAGUGGCUUCUGCUGCAAUUGUGGAACACUCAUUCUAUGUGAAAAACCUUACAGUUCGUCGGCUGUGCACUGAGCAAGUGGUGACUGCAGUGAAUGGAAGCCUACCAGGCCCAACACUUCGCGUUCAAGAGGGCGACACCCUUAAAGUCCACGUUUUUAACAAGUCACCCUACAACAUGACACUUCACUGGCAUGGAGUGUUUCAAUUACUUAGUGCCUGGGCGGAUGGACCUAAUAUGGUAACUCAAUGUCCAAUACCGCCUGGAGGUAAAUAUACCUACCAAUUUAAACUCCUCAAGCAAGAAGGUACUCUAUGGUGGCAUGCUCAUGUCAGUUGGCUCCGAGCAACAGUUUAUGGGGCACUCAUUAUCCGUCCAAGAUCCGGCCACCCUUACCCUUUCCCAAAACCCGACAAAGAAGUUCCCAUUUUAUUUGGAGAGUGGUGGAAUGCUAAUGUUGUUGAUGUCGAAAACCAGGCUCUAGCCAGUGGUGCAGCGCCUAACACUUCGGAUGCCUUCACCAUUAAUGGACUCCCCGGGGAUCUCUACCCUUGCUCUCAAAACAGAAUAUUCAAGCUUAAGGUACAGAAAGGAAAGACUUAUCUCCUCCGAAUAAUCAACGCUGCACUCAAUAAUGAGCUCUUUUUCAAGAUAGCCAAUCAUAAUAUGAAAGUUGUUGCUGUUGAUGCCGGGUACACGGUGCCCUACGUCACUGGCGUUGUUGUCAUCGGCCCCGGCCAGACCGUGGACGUUCUCCUCGCAGCAGACCAGGAAGUGGGAUCUUAUUACAUGGCUGCAAACGCAUAUUCUAGUGCUGCUGGUGCGCCAUUUGAUAACACGACGACUAGAGGAAUUGUUGUCUACGAAGGAGCACCCACAUCAGCAACUCCCAUAAUGCCUCUAAUGCCUGCCUUCAAUGACACCCCAACUGCUCAUAAGUUUUUCACCAACAUUACUGGCCUGGCUGGUGGGCCUCAUUGGGUCCCAGUCCCACGUCAGAUUGAUGAGCACAUGUUUGUGACAAUGGGCUUGGGGCUCUCAAUUUGCCCAACGUGUUCAAAUGGGACGCGACUCUCUGCUAGCAUGAACAAUUUCUCAUUUGUGAGUCCUACAACUUUGUCCAUGCUGCAAGCCUUCUUUUUCAAUGUAAGCGGAAUCUACACUCCUGAUUUCCCUGAUACCCCUCCAAUAAAAUUUGACUACACCAACGCCAGCAUCAACGCCCUAAAUCCAUCCCUGUUAAUUACACCUAAAUCAACAAGCGUGAAGGUGUUGAAGUAUAAUUCCACGGUGGAGAUGGUGUUACAGAACACAGCUAUUCUUGCCGUGGAGAAUCAUCCCAUGCAUCUUCACGGUUUCAAUUUCCAUGUGUUGGCUCAAGGGUUUGGAAACUAUGAUCCCGUUAAAGACCCUAAGAAGUUCAAUCUCGUCAAUCCACAAUCACGUAACACCAUUGGUGUUCCAGUGGGAGGAUGGGCAGUCAUAAGAUUCACAGCCAAUAAUCCAGGUGUGUGGUUCAUGCACUGUCAUCUAGAUGUGCACUUGCCCUGGGGAUUAGCUACAGCUUUCGUCGUUAAGAAUGGACCGACGGAAGACUCUACUUUGCCGCCACCUCCAGCUGAUCUGCCUCAAUGUUAGUAGCUGUUCAACAUUCUUACAACUCAUUUUCGACUCUUUCACUGCAGCAAAGAAAGUUGAUGCUCUGUUAUUACAAGCAGGCGUGUGCCACCGAGUUCAAAUUCUUUAAUUGAAUGUCAUAAUGAUAAUUUUAUUUUGCAAACUUUGUUUGAUGUUUGUGCAAGAUUUGUUUACCAUGAACAGAUACAUAUAGUGAUUUAGCUGUUUUAUUUUUUUAUUGUUCAAGUGUUGUACACGCAUAUAUUGAUACCUUGAAAAAUUUAUGAUUCUUAUCAUUAAAUAA